This is a messenger RNA of Aspergillus costaricaensis CBS 115574, 2200 nucleotides long. RefSeq names its product arrestin (or S-antigen), N-terminal domain protein. NCBI's taxonomy places the organism in Eukaryota, Fungi, Ascomycota, Eurotiomycetes, Eurotiales, Aspergillaceae. Bases 395 to 1930 code for a protein of 511 amino acids. The transcript is spliced from 2 exons. The record is from RefSeq and is a predicted model, not a curated record.
AAAUAACAAAACCGGAAGUUGUUCCUGAACAGCAUCAGAUCCAGUUCUCGAACAUUGAACUGCUCCACCGCUGCUUUUCCAUUACCCAACGGCAACUGCCAGUCACCCCAUCCCUACAUUCACCCUUGAAUUUUUAUUCUUUUUUUAUUACUGUUUUCUAUUUUUUAUUAUCUCCCUUUUUUUCAGAAGACAUUAAAUAUAUUAAAAAGCUUUUACUCCGCAGUCUUUCUGCCCAGAUUUUCCUUUCUCCAUCAUUGCAGUCUCCCACUACAACCCUACCAAUUGCUUACCCGUGGGUGAAUUGGUGAUUCGUUCGCCAAUCCCCUUCUAUACUACCAACAGCUACCACCGCGGGUUCCUUUGUACACAUACAAUUGGAUCUUCUACACCUGCAAUGGCUACCUCAUCGAUCAUCACGCGCGGCUCCAGCUCCCUUGCCAACUUUACGGUUCGCUCCCGCCCCAAGGUUGAUAUUAUACUCGCCAAUCAAACGGAUGGCUUGGUCCCUUCAUUCACCACCGGAGAUACCAUCAAGGGUACGGUUACCAUCACGGUCGAUCAUGAUACUCGCUUUGAUGACCUAGAAAUUACAUUUGAGGGAACAUCGAGGACCUCGGUGGAGCGCCAAUCGAUGCCCGGCCGGACUGGGGCUUACCAUACAUUCCUCCGACUGCGACAACCCAUCGAUGAGUCCGCAUAUCCCACCCCCCGGGUUCUUGAACCCGGGCGCAACUAUGAGUUUCCCUUCACCUUUGUGGUACCUGAGCGUCUUCUGCCUCAUAUCUGUAACCACGCCAAAACCAAUCUGCAUGUCGAACAAUCGCACACGCUGCUGCCCCCCACGUUUGGUGAUCCCAUGAUAGCCAGCAACCGCAAAUCGGUCAUCGACGACAUGGCCCCCGAAAUGUGCCGCAUCUCCUAUCUCGUUCGUGUGACCCUCCAGAGAAAGCCCAUGGCCCAGAACGCCUCCCCGGUUACGCUAGUGUCCGUUGGGAAAAAGGUACGGGUCAUUCCUGCGGUGGAUGAGGAACCACCCCUUAAUGUGGAGGACAAUGAUGGCUUGUACAGCGUCCGCAAAGAAAAGGAUGUGAAGCGUGGCUUAAUGAGGGGGAAGUUGGGCCGAUUGGUGCUGGCUGCCGCACAGCCCAAGCCAGUGCAGUUGAGUCCAUCCGACACCGGGAGCUGCGAUUCAGUGAGCACCGUUGCCACGAUGCAGCUACGCUUCGAUCCGGUGGGCAACGAGCAGCCUCCUCGUCUAGGAACUGUAUGGAGCAAACUCCGAGUGUCGACCUUUUACAGCUCCGAUCCCUGGGGUGAUUAUCCGUCCGCCGCCUGUAUCAAAUCCUGGGCGCAGAUGGGCCGCGCCAUGUACACCGAGACUGUACCACUGUCCACCAUGUGCGUUGCAUCCGCACAAUGGAUCAAACACACCGACACCGAUCUCGAACGCCGUGACUCCAUGCACUCGACCUCGUCUACUGACUCAUUGCCAAGUCCAUCUGCCUCGUUCGCCGGAAACACCUACUAUACCGCGUCGGUCGUUGUGCCAAUCACCCUCCCCAAAUCCAAGUCAUUUGUGCCGACGUUCUACUCCUGCUUGAUCGCGCGCGCGUACGCCCUAGAGCUCAGCAUCUCUUACCACGCCGCUAAUUCCAGAAUCCUGACGCCCACUGCAUCCCUGAAGGUCCCACUUCAGCUGACCUGCGAAGCACAGCCAGGCACCGGAGCUAAGGGCACCGUGGUCGAUAUUUCCCAGGAUGAAGUGAACACGCAAUUUUUCAGCCCGCGCAGCAUUGCGCCCCCAUCUGUCUCCGAGCUCGUCCCUAUUGCACCACCCGCGUAUACGUCGGUCCAGGUUUCCAACCUGCCUCCUGACCGCUCGAGAAUGUUACCGCCAUCGGUGACCAACUCCGGCAGCGUUAGAGUUUAGGGGCGCCCUGCUAGUACUGCGUUGCUGCCAAGGCAACACAGAAUUCCCAGGGGUGCACCCAGAUGUUACGUUCUUUAUUUCUUUUCUAUUGGCGUUUUGGUUUCAUGUGGUUACAAUAUACCCAGGUUUGCAAAAGCAGAAAAAGUUUGUUAUUCGGGGAUACCCAGCAUGAUGUUGAUUUACCAGGCAUUUGCAUAUGGCUUGAUUAGGGAAUGGAAUCCCAUUAUACUUUAAUUAAUGAAUGAAUAUAGUCAUUGAAAUUGAAUCAGG